AUGAUACUGGCUCGGCUAGACGCUAUCUUUCGACCUAUACCAAUGAAUUCACGAACAUUGCAGUGCUACGAUAAAGUCAACAUCUUUACUGGUAUUCUCAAUUUUCAUCUUGCUCCAAAAACAUUCGACGUAAAAGAUAUUGAGAUGAAUUUAAAUUUAAUCGAGUGUAAUCGUUCACUUGUUGAACGUCUUCUGAAUUUACCAUCACUAAGCGACAUGAUUCGAAAAUUCAAAGAACACGAAGCAAACUCAUCUCAACAACUUAAUAUGAUUAAUCCCAAAGUCCUUAUGCCAUUCACUACCAUCUGCAUUCAAUGCCACAAAAAUUUAACUGAUUAUAGAUUUGCUUACUCUACUCGAAUACUUCACAUCGAUCGAAUCGAGGAUGCGUCUGUUAUACAUGCACAAUACUAUCGUAUUGUUAAUGAAGAAUCUCUCAAUCAUUCCGACUGCAUUCAUUUUUCCGGUGAUUUGGCAUAUUCUAAAGUUCUACUCCAUUGGCGUUCAUCUCUUCUCAUAGAUGAUGAUUCCACAUUCACAGGCUUUUCUCGUUCAAUCAUUAACACAUUAUAUGAACUUUAUCCACCUUCUGCCAAUUUUAUUACUCCAAAUGCUUUAUCACAACGAUUUGAAGUGGUUUAUAUGUUAUGGGAGUUAGCCAGGUUUGAGUUGAUGAUAGGCAAUGAAAAACAAGUUUUCUUACCAUUGUCACUAACAUCGACAUCGAGAGCAAGUUUCUUAGAAGGAUUUUAUGAUUAUUACUAUUCAUUAUUUGUACUAUUUUGGUCACGGCAUCAACAUAUUUCUAAUAUUAAAUGCAAAAGUGAAAUAUGUUCAAAAGUGGCACUGUGUGAUGGACACCAAAAAUGUGGUCGCAUUGUAUGCUCUUAUUCAGAUAUAGUGGAUACUUCGAUUGCCGAGACCGGCCCAAUCAACAUUGGUUGUCCAUACGCACCAAUGCGUCGUCAUUAUCCAUUGUAUUGCCCAACCCAUCAGUCGUUUGCCAACAUGGCUUCUUUUCAACAGUCGAGUGCAUCAUAUAAACUAGCCCGUGAACUAGAUGAAGAAGACCACAAUUUUCUUGAUCAAAAGACGCAGUGCAAUGUUUAUCGUGAUGAUUUAGAAGAUAUUCACAAGAAUAAAGGUUAUGGUGUUCAAGUUACAUUUCUUUCAUGCCAAAUAGUAAUAGGAUUUGAUGAGUGUAUUCGAGCAGAAGGCAUGCGGCGGGCCACACGACACUUUCUUCUACUACUUGUUUAUCGAGGUUUAGCACUCGGAUUAAAAAUCAAUAUUGGUACAACAUCAAGUAUUUGGUGUAAAUUGCGAUUUUUUUUAUUGCAAGCCAUACCAUUAAUAUCAAUGUCAUGCAUGUGUCUAACCAUAAUUGAUAGGUAUUUUUUAUCAGCGCCGACCGCAUAUCGACGUCAGUUUAGCUCGAAAACAUUUGCACGUCGUUCAAUAUUAAUUAUUACUAUAAUCUGGCUGUUGCACGGCAUACCGUUACUAUUUUAUUACGAUGUUUAUGUGGUAAGUGGUCAAUACAUUUUUCCAUUCGGAGCAAGAAGUUUAUACGGACUAAUAACUGCUAAUGAUCAGAAGGAUGGGUUGAGAUCAGCAUGGGAAACGUUCAGUUCAAAUGUUACACAGCUGGCAUGGUAUAUCAAUUAUGUAUGUGGAUUCUAUGUGUUUAUUCUCUCAUCAAAGAUGUUUCGAUUGGAAGUCAUACGUGUAUUGAAAAGAAUCGUGUAUAAUAAUAAUAAUAAUAAUAAUAGUACUGGAAUUCGUAAUCGAACACAAAAUACUCCAAUAGAGUUACGUUAA
This is a messenger RNA of Didymodactylos carnosus, 1821 nucleotides long. The record is from the annotation of a GenBank genome assembly. Lineage: Eukaryota; Metazoa; Rotifera; Eurotatoria; Philodinida; Philodinidae.